AUGGCUUCUCUGCGGUUAUGUCGUCUGCAAGGAGCCAUCGGGCGACCUCGUCUAGAUGUACUGCCCAAGACUCGCUUCCUUGAGGGCCUCCCCCGGGUUUCAUUUUCCUUCGGAACUCACAAAGAAGAACCGCGAGACUAUGUCUACGAAACACAGAAGGCUGCACCAACGCUACCACUGAAGCACAGACUCCCGCCGCGCUCAUGGGAUAGCCAUAUGCACGUCGUGGAACCCCAGCGGUAUCCCAUCGCCGCAGACGCAGUGUACCAACCACCUUCGCAUACGCUCAAGGAUGCCAUGGCCUUCGAGUCGUCUAUCGGAGUCGAAAACAUCGUUCUUGUGCAACCAUCAAUCUACGGAACCGACAACUCGUGUCUUUUGGAAGCACUGAAGAAAACUGGCCCCUCUCGCGGACGAGGGAUAGUGGUGAUCGAUCCGGAGACCGUCGAACCCUCAACACUUGCGGUAUGGCACACUCUCGGUAUCCGCGGCGUCCGAGUCAACCUGAAAUCCGUUGGCAAAGUGAUGGACGAGCAGGAACUGGAGGAGACUUUGCUCAGACAUGCGGAGAUAGUCCGUCCUCUGGGAUGGAUCAUCCAACUUUGGGUUCCCCUGCAUAUGCUACCGAUGCUGGAACGCAUUGUCCCCCGAUUAGGCGUCAAAGUUUGUAUCGACCAUUUCGGAGGGCCUGAACUUUCCUCGAUCACCUGGAAAGAUGAUGUGGACUUGUCUUUCGAUCCUUACUCGCUUCCCGGUUUUUCGUCUCUGGUCUCCCUGCUCCGUGAAGGAAAGACGUACGUGAAGAUCUCGGCACCUUACCGUCUCAGCAAGGACAAGCAAAUGCGGGAUAUCCAGGCCAUUGCCCUCGAACUCUUACGUGUGGCUCCUCAACGGGUGAUCUAUGCUUCGGACUGGCCCCAUACACGAUUUGAUGGUAUGAAUAUCAGGCCCUUUACGGAAUCGUGUUUACGAUGGUGUUCAAGCCAGCCAGGACUGGCUGAACGAGUUUUCCGUUUGAAUACAGAGGAGUUGUUAUGUUGA
Aspergillus chevalieri is the source of this 1041-nucleotide messenger RNA. Its product is annotated as putative TIM barrel metal-dependent hydrolase. The coding region runs from base 1 to 1041 and encodes 346 amino acids. The record is from RefSeq and is a predicted model, not a curated record. Lineage: Eukaryota; Fungi; Ascomycota; Eurotiomycetes; Eurotiales; Aspergillaceae. Gene Ontology annotation, molecular function: hydrolase activity. The transcript has 2 exons.